Punctularia strigosozonata HHB-11173 SS5 is the source of this 864-nucleotide messenger RNA. Its product is annotated as NAD(P)-binding protein. The record is from RefSeq and is a predicted model, not a curated record. The annotation marks the transcript as partial. Gene Ontology annotation, molecular function: oxidoreductase activity. The transcript has a single exon. NCBI's taxonomy places the organism in Eukaryota, Fungi, Basidiomycota, Agaricomycetes, Corticiales, Punctulariaceae.
GCAACUGGUAACAUCGGCCCGGCCGUCCUCGAGCAACUCCUCCUCGCCAAGUUCGACGUCACCGUCCUCUCGCGCUCCAACAACCCAUCCGGCCUCCCCGCCGGCGUGACCGUCCACAAAGUCGACUACGAGUCCGUCGAAUCCCUCACCGCCGCUCUCCAGGGCAUCGACGCGGUCGUCUCCACCGUCGCCUCAUCCGUCCUCGCCGUCCAGACCAAGAUCGUCGACGCCGCCGUCGCCGCCGGCGUCCGGCGCUUCCUCCCUUCCGAGUUCGGCCACGACAUGCGCCACCCGGCCGCUCGGGCCCUCUCCGUCUUCGCGCCCAAGGCCCGCGUCGAGGAGUACCUCCAGAAGGUCGCCGCCGAGACGAACCUCACCUACACCUUCGUCAGCACCGGGCCGUUCCUCGACUGGGGCCUCCACGCCGGCGUCCUGAUCGGGUCCCUGAAGGAGCGCAAGGUCGAGAUCUUCGACGGGGGUCGCCUGCCGUUCAGCACGACGACGCUCGCGACUAUCGGCCGCGCCGUCGUGUCGGUGCUGCGCCACCCGGAGGAGACGAAGAACCGCACGGUCACGCUCCACGAGGCGGUCGUGAGCCAGAGCAAGCUGCUGGAGAUCGCGAAGGAGCUGACCCCAGGAGAGGAGUGGACCGUCACGGAGAGAAAGUCGGCGGACUUGAAGGCGACGGCGGACGCGAAGAUCGCGAAGGGCAUCUUCGACAUGGAGGUGAUCGUGUCGCUGAUAAAGUGGUCGAUGUUUUCCGACGAUUUCGAGAACGAGUUCAAGGACGUGGACAACGAGUUGCUCGGGAUCAAGACGAUAUCCGACGAGGAAUUGAAGGCCAUUGUAAAGUCUGCUCUGUAA